Messenger RNA from Antrostomus carolinensis (chuck-will's-widow), 1127 nucleotides. RefSeq names its product SECIS binding protein 2 (gene SECISBP2). Lineage: Eukaryota; Metazoa; Chordata; Aves; Caprimulgiformes; Caprimulgidae. Gene Ontology annotation, cellular component: mitochondrion; ribonucleoprotein complex. Gene Ontology annotation, molecular function: ribonucleoprotein complex binding; selenocysteine insertion sequence binding; mRNA 3'-UTR binding. The record is from RefSeq and is a predicted model, not a curated record. The transcript has 7 exons. The annotation marks the transcript as partial. Gene Ontology annotation, biological process: selenocysteine incorporation.
UUGGUGGUGCCAUGCCAUUGCUUUCUAAAGAACCUGCUGCAGCCACAAAAAAUCACCGGCUAAACCAAGGAAAGAUGCCUCAUAACCCUUUGGAUUCCAGCGCUCCUUUGGUAAAGAAAGGGAAACAGAGAGAAGUCCCUAAAGCCAAGAGACCAACACCUCUUAAAAAGAUUAUUCUGAAAGAAAGAGAACAACGAAAACAGCAACACCUCUUAGAACAGACAGCAGUACCAAAAGAUGAAGGUAAUAUUUGUCAGUCUGCAGAAAAUAUUACUGAAGAUGAAACACUUCUACAGGAUAGUCAAGCAGCUGUUCACGUAACGCAAGUUGCUGAAGAGUUUGUGGAGAACACAGGGAUUAAGGAAUCUACAGAAGGUUCCAUGACUUCAAAGCAGCUGACCUCCAAUCUUCCAAAAAUCCAUAGUAGGAAUUUUCGAGAUUACUGCAGCCAGGUACUCAGUAAAGAAGUUGACAGUUGUGUGACAGAUCUCUUAAAAGAACUGGUUCGUUUCCAAGAUCGCUUGUAUCAGAAAGACCCAGUAAAGGCCAAGAUAAAACGCAGGCUUGUUAUGGGUCUUAGAGAAGUUUUGAAACAUCUGAAGCUGAAAAAACUGAAGUGUGUCAUCAUAUCUCCUAACUGUGAAAAGAUUCAGUCAAAGGGUGGGUUGGAUGAGACUCUACACAACAUUAUCGACUGUGCCUGUGAGCAGAAUAUCCCGUUUGUUUUUGCCCUUAAUCGCAAGGCCCUAGGCCGCUGCGUGAACAAAGCAGUGCCUGUGAGUGUGGUGGGAAUUUUUAGCUACGAUGGGGCUCAGGACCAUUUUCAUAGAAUGGUACAACUGACAACAGAGGCCAGGAAGGCCUACAAAGAUAUGAUAGCAGCUUUAGAGGAAGAAGCUGAAGGAGGACUAAGAGAAACCCAACCUGGCGUCUUAACCACUGAAUGUGAAAAAUACGGCGUAUCAGAAACUGGUAAAACAUCUUCCAAGGACCCUGAUGAGGAUGUACCAAAUUAUAUUGAAAUCUGGAAGAGAAAACUUGAAGAAGAGUAUAACCCAUAUGCACUGGAACUGGAAAAGAGUGCAACUGCGGACAUGGUGAUAGUGAAUUUGGAGGAGCAUCAGUAA